ACGCAGUCCAACGAGAACCCCCAGUCAUCGCUCCGAGCCGCAAAAUUUGAGGGGAAGAGAAGACCGAGUGCUAGGAUUAGGGUUUGCAGAGCAGAGGAAUCAGAAAUGGCAUUGCGUCAAUUCUACAACGAGAUCAAGGGGAUGAAGGUGAAGGAGCUGCCGAACCACUUGAAGCCCAUGUUCUCCCUCGAUUACGUGAAGAAAUCGGUCCAGAGAGGAUUGGACAACUACCAUGCCAAGUACAUCCAGACCAGCUCGAUCGAGCCUCUGUUCCAUGUCUGCUUCGGCGGCAUGAUCUUCUCGUACCUCGUCGCCCUUCCCGAGGAGCGCCGCCACCUCGAGCACCAGCAGCACGCCAAGGAGCACGGCGGCCACUGAUCGAUCCGCAACCGAUUGUUCUUUACUUUGAGGACGGCUUUGUGAGGGCUCGAAGAUGGUUGAAUUCCUUUGCUCAUGUCAGCGUUUUUUCAAAUUCCUGAAUAUUAGAUGGGGAAAUGUACUUUCUCUCAGCAACCAAGCAUUUUGAAAAAUAAUGAUAUCGGUCCGAUUCUCUUUCCGGUGGAUUUAUUUGCAUGUGUAGAACAAGUUUGGUCUAUCUACUACAUUGCUUGAAUAAGUUGAAACUCUCUGCCCUUACACUGUA
Molecule: messenger RNA, 643 nt
Organism: Punica granatum (pomegranate)
Lineage: Eukaryota; Viridiplantae; Streptophyta; Magnoliopsida; Myrtales; Lythraceae
Source: RefSeq, a predicted model, not a curated record